Messenger RNA from Callorhinchus milii (elephant shark), 2721 nucleotides. It is a transcript of the gene tpo, whose product is annotated as thyroid peroxidase. The record is from RefSeq and is a predicted model, not a curated record. The transcript has 16 exons. Bases 1 to 2721 code for a protein of 906 amino acids. Gene Ontology annotation, biological process: thyroid hormone generation; response to oxidative stress. Gene Ontology annotation, cellular component: membrane. Gene Ontology annotation, molecular function: calcium ion binding; iodide peroxidase activity; heme binding. Lineage: Eukaryota; Metazoa; Chordata; Chondrichthyes; Chimaeriformes; Callorhinchidae.
AUGACUUGUGUAGCAUUACUGUUCUCAUUUAAUAAGGAAGAUACAAUGAUCAGCACGGAGUAUUGGGAAAAGCUUGGUGACCCCUUUUUAUCCACUGUGAUUCAAGAAGGACUAAACACUGUGGAUGGUGCAAUAUAUCACACAAUGAAAAGGAACAUUAAAAGGGAUAAACUUGCUUCCCCCACUGAGUUGAUGUCAUUUUUCAAGCGACCGGAACCUGAGAGCAGGAAGGUUUCAAGAGCUGCUGAAAUAAUGGAGAUGACUCUUCACCUGAUCAAAAACAAAGUGUAUCAAAAAUAUAAAAGAUCAAUCAAUGCUACUGAUCUCCUCUCGUUCGAUUCAUUGAUUGCACUUGCAAACACUUCAGGAUGCUUCCCUCGCGUCCAGCCUCCCACUUGCUCCAACAGCUGUUUAGCCCACAAAUACAGGACAAUUGAUGGAACCUGCAACAACAGAAACAAUCCUCGAUGGGGAGCCUCAAACACUGCUCUUGCCCGAUGGCUUCCUCCACAAUAUGAGGACGGAUUCAGUCAGCCCAAAGGAUGGAAUUCCGAGUUCUUGUACAAUGGCUUAACGCUACCGCUUGUCCGAGAAGUGACCAACAGGAUUCUGCAUGCAUCCAACGAGGCUGUAAGAGAAGAUACUCUAUAUUCUCAUAUCAUGGUGGAGUGGGGGCAGUAUAUUGUCCAUGAUUUUGCAUUCACACCCCAGAGCAGUAGUCAAGCUGCCUUCCUGGGAGGAAUAGACUGCCAGAGCACAUGCAACAACCUGAGCCCCUGCUUUCCAAUCAAGAUCCCUCGGAGUGAUCCCCGGGUUACAAGCAAUGGCUGCAUCACCUUUUAUCGCUCCGCUCCUAUUUGUGGUUCAGGAGAACAAGACUUUGAAACCGCUUCCGGUCUCAACCCUCGACAACAAAUCAAUGCAUUAACUUCCUUCAUUGAUGCCUCAACUGUCUAUGGCAGCACCCCAGCUCAUGAAGUAAGGCUGAGAAAUUAUACAAGCCAGGAGGGCCUCCUACUUACUAACACAAGAUACCUAGAUGGUGGCUAUGCACUCUUACCUUUCGUGGACCAGGUACAAUCACCAUGUGUGCAAGAACCUAAUGCGCCAAAGGGUGAACGGGUGGAAUGUUUCCUAGCAGGUGAAAGCAGAGCAAAUGAAAUACUCACUCUUGUUUCAAUGCACACGCUCUGGAUGCGUGAGCAUAACCGUUUAGCAAAGGCCUUGCAUGGGAUAAACCCUCACUGGAAUUCAGAAACCGUGUACCAGGAGGCGCGGAAAAUUGUUGGUGCUCUGCAUCAGAUUAUUACAAUGAGAGACUACGUUCCUAAAAUCCUUGGUCCCAGGGCUUUUAAUCAGUUUAUAGGAGCCUAUAGUGGAUAUGAUAAAACUCUGAACCCUGCAGUGUCCAAUGUGUUUGCUACUGCAGCAUUUCGAUUUGGCCAUGCUACUAUAAGCCCUAAGCUACAAAGACUUGAUAAAAAUUACCAGGAGCAUCCCAAUUACCCAAGUCUAAAUCUGCACGAAGCUUUUUUCAGUCCCUGGAGAAUCAUUAAAGAAGGAGGUUUAGACCCCUUGUUCAGAGGACUUCUGGCAAGGCCAGCGAAACUGCAAACUCAGGAUCAAAUGGUGACUGAAGAACUGACAGAGAAACUAUUUGCGCUGACCAAUGCUGUAGCCCUUGACCUGGCCUCACUCAAUCUGCAGCGAGGGCGUGAUCAUGGCCUUCCUGGAUACAAUGACUGGAGGGAGUUUUGUGGAUUGGAAAGAUUGGAAACUAAAAUGAAUUUAAGUGAAGCAAUCUCUGAUUUAGAUUUAGUUGAAAAGAUUAUGGAUGUCUAUAAGUAUCCAGACAAUAUCGAUGUCUGGCUUGGCAGUUUAGCAGAAGAUUUUCUCCCUGGAGCUAGAAUCGGACCAUUGUUUGGCUGUUUAAUUGGAAAACAAAUGAAAGCUUUGAGAGAAGGUGAUAGGUUUUGGUGGGAAAGUCCUGGUAUCUUCACAUCAGCCCAAAGACAUGAACUUUUGAAGCAUUCGCUGUCCCGUGUCAUUUGCGAUAACACUGGAAUUACUGAAGUACCAUUGGAUGCUUUUCAAUUGGGGCAGUUCCCACAAGAUUUUGUACCAUGCAAUCAAGUUAACAAACUAAAUCAUCAGGCCUGGCGUGAAAAUCUCAAACAAGUUGGAUUGUGUGGCCCCCCAAAACCAGUGGAGCAUGGAGACUUUGUGCUGUGCAACACAUCUGAACCAUCCAUCAUUUCAUACAUCUGUCACCAUGGUUUUCAACUGGUUGGACUGGAGGAGCUGAUCUGCACAGUCAAGGGAUGGAGCAGCGAUCCACCAGUCUGCAAGGACAUCAAUGAAUGUAAAGACACCACACAUGCUGCCUGUCAUGCCUCUGCAACCUGUGUCAACACUGAGGGACGUCACAGAUGUAUCUGUUCUGAUGCUUUCAUCCUUUCAGAAGAUGGACAGUUUUGUAUUGAUUCUGGCAGGCUAUCUAAAGCUUCAGUGGCUUGUAUCAUUUUAGCCGUCAUACUUUGUUGCCUUGCUAUACUGACAUUGAUAGCUCUUAAGCAGAGGUCAAAUGCAAAGAAAGCAAUAAUACAGAUGAGUAUAUUAAAUGGUAAUGAAAAUCUGGGCGUUGAGACCAACCAUGACAAAAUCAAUGAAACGAGGCAGAGAGGUGUGGAGAAUGCUGGUGACAAUUUUGUCUGGAAAUAA